CUCUAUCGGGCAAAAGUAUAGGUAUUCAAGAGAUAUGCGUUCACAAUUUUAUUUCCAGGGCUGGAUGGAGACGACAUCGUUUUUUUAUGGUUACUAUGGCAACACUGAGGUAUCAAUUCCGGGUGGAGAGUACAAUAUUCCAUUAGCAUAUUGCUUAACAACUUUAAUCAUAUUGAUCGUCAGUCUCUUCGUGAUGGUUCAUUACACGUUUACGAAGUACACAGAUACUAUAGUAUCUACUGACAUAGCGUCACACAAUUCUUCUGCUUUCUUCAUUUCCGUCUGCUGCGGAUGGGACUACCGGAUAUUUGAAGAAAAAUCUGUACCUCUUCAACAUAGACACAUAUUCCAAAGAUUUUGUGGAGCAUUAGAAGAUCAGAAACAUGAAAUAGAGAAGAAGGAAAGUUCAAGCUGUGCUCGUUUCUGUCUAUGGGUUAUACGUAUUGCUGUCAACGUUCUUAUUCUGAUUUUGCUAGGGGCCACUGCAGCCGCAAUCUACUUUGCUCAGACUUUCUCCUCAAACUUCAUAACAAGUGACAAAAAGGAGGAAUACAAUAUGGUUGUCCGUCUGUUCGUUCAGUUUUUACCAUCAUUACUUAUAGCUUCAGUGAACGCCAUUUAUCCUAUAAUAUUCCUGCUUCUAGCAAGACUAGAGAAAUACCGACCAUCGUCACUCAUCCAAAUAACUCUACUUCGGUUGAUAACAACAAAAUUUGACUGGAACUUAGCUAAGAAAAUUGGUCCGGCCGAGUUUGACAUAGCGAUAUGCGUUCUUGACCUUGUGUACGGACAAGCACUUUGUUGGUGA
This is a messenger RNA of Ruditapes philippinarum (Manila clam), 808 nucleotides long. Its product is annotated as transmembrane channel-like protein 7. NCBI's taxonomy places the organism in Eukaryota, Metazoa, Mollusca, Bivalvia, Venerida, Veneridae. The record is from RefSeq and is a predicted model, not a curated record. Gene Ontology annotation, molecular function: mechanosensitive monoatomic ion channel activity. The transcript is spliced from 5 exons. Gene Ontology annotation, cellular component: plasma membrane. Bases 35 to 808 code for a protein of 257 amino acids.